This is a messenger RNA of Cydia fagiglandana, 2928 nucleotides long. RefSeq names its product zinc finger protein 420-like. Gene Ontology annotation, cellular component: nucleus. Gene Ontology annotation, biological process: regulation of DNA-templated transcription. Gene Ontology annotation, molecular function: DNA-binding transcription factor activity, RNA polymerase II-specific; zinc ion binding; RNA polymerase II cis-regulatory region sequence-specific DNA binding. The transcript has 15 exons. The record is from RefSeq and is a predicted model, not a curated record. Lineage: Eukaryota; Metazoa; Arthropoda; Insecta; Lepidoptera; Tortricidae. The coding region runs from base 91 to 2928 and encodes 945 amino acids.
AUCAUUAGUGGUUAGGUUACAUUGUUUUUUAAUAUUAUUACCAAAAGCAAAUAAACCAUAUUAUUCUGGCUGUGAAACGAGUAUUCGACCAUGAAUAGAACGCAAGAAAUCUCGCUACUACAACACGAGUUGCUAUGCUGCCGUGUUUGUUUAAUGAUGGACUGCAAACUGUAUAAUAUUCAUGAAUAUAAACUCGCCGAUACCUUUACUCGCAUCUCUGGGACUGCUGUGACCCGGGACCAGCUACCGCAGUACCUGUGCGCGAACUGCCACACACUGCUCCUCAAAUGCUCGUCCUUCAGGGACAUGUGUCUCCGCACGCUGAAGCGACUUAGACCCGCGCUGCUCAAGGGGGCGCUGGAUACAGAUUACAUUCGCAAAUACCAACUCCCUCACCGGUCGAUCAAUUUAAUUAAAACUGAAGUUGAAGUAAUAGAAAUACCCCCAUCGUCAGUUCUAAAUAAUGAACAAGAUGAUGAUGAUGAUGAUGAAGCUUAUCUUGAAAUAAAGCCUGAAAUUGAAGAAGAUUUGAUUGAGAUUAGUGAUGAUGACUGUGAGGAUGAAAUCGUUUUAAAAGAUGGUGUAAUCACCAAAAGAAAAAUUGAGAAAAAUGAGACUAAUAAAAAUGUCUUGAAAACUAAAAGAAACAUUGAAACACAGACUGAUACACCAUUAAAGAAUAAUAUGGUGACAAAAAUUGUACGUACCAAACUAUCUAGUAGUCAACCUAUGACUAUUGAUAAAAGUCUAGUAACGUUGGUAAAAGAAAAUACACAAACAAGUCAAACUUCACUGAACAAAAAUAUAGUCUUAAAAAUCGGAAACGUCUGUGAUGGAAGUAUGAUUAUUAAUCAAAAUCGAAUGAAAAUGGGAAAAGAAAAUACCGAAACAACUAAAACUCCAGUGAAGGGAAACAUGGUCUUCAAGAUUGGACGUAUCUGUAAUGAAAGUAUGAAUAUUGAUAAUAAUCUAACGAAAGUGGGAAAAGAAAAUACAAAAACAAUGAAAAUGAUGACGAUUGAAGUGAAAGAUGAUAAAAUUGAAUUCAAAGUUGGUGAAAAAUCGGAUGUUAAUGAUGAUCUUAUUCAUAAAGAAAAAAUAAGAAACAUAAAAAAUAAUAGAAAUACUAAAAAAAAUGUCCAUAACGUAAAACUAAGCGAAUGUCCGAAGAUAAUAAGAAAUCUAGUUCCAAAACAGCUACCAACAUUUAAUUUUGCCGCAAUUGAAAGUACCUAUAACCUUAAAAUUGUCACUUUGAGCAAGGAAGAGCAACUGGAAGAGAUCGCAACACGGAAGAAGUCUCGGAACUACCUGGAGUCCCCGUUCAAGUGCGAAGACUGCGGGAAAGGGUUCGGCGUGGAGUCCGCCUACGACAACCACCGAGUAUGGCAUAGCCCGAGCAGCGGUCCGCUCUCAUGCGAGAUCUGCGCCAUGCGCUUCAGGGCGCGCCGAAGGCUCAGUCAGCACCAGGCAUGCCACCGGAUCAAGUUCAUAUGCAACCAGUGCGGCUUCGUCUCUAGAACCAGGCCGCAAGCAACUAAACACCACGCCACACACACGGGAAAGACCUACGAGUGCCCACACUGCUUGAAGAGCUUCGUAAAGAUCACGACGUACUUCUCGCACGUGCGCCUGAUGCACCCCGAGCUGAACGUGGACUGCUUCGACUGCGGCGAGACGUUCGUCAGCGACGUUGGCCUCGCGCAACACAAGAGGAAGAUACAUGACUUGAAAUCCAAACAGUUUACAUGCGCUACCUGCUCAGUCCAAUUCACCAACGAAGAGGCGCUGAAGAAACAUAAUGAGCUGGGCGAGCAUAGAAAAAAAGACAUGUCGCCGUGCGAGCAGUGCGGCGAGAACUGUGCGAGCGAGGACGCGCUAAAAGAGCAUGUGGGAAUGAUACACCCCACCGUGGCAUAUCACUGUGAAAAGUGCGACUUCGUUUUCGCGACCGAGGCCGCGUUGGACACGCACAACAAACGCAAGCAUCUCGGGCAGCGCUACAAGCAGCCCCCGGCCCACUACCGGAAACCGCACAACAAGUACAAGCCAAUGCAGAACCCGACCAUGUGCGACCAGUGCGGCGUUACUCUGCGGCGCUACAAGCAGCCCCCGGCCCACUACCGGAAACCGCACAACAAGUACAAGCCAAUGCAGAACCCGACCAUGUGCGACCAGUGCGGCGUUACUCUGCGUCGCUACAAGCAGCCCCCGGCCCACUACCGGAAACCGCACAACAAGUACAAGCCAAUGCAGAACCCGACCAUGUGCGACCAGUGCGGCGUUACUCUGCGGGUAACGCUACAAGCAGCCCCCGGCCCACUACCUGAAACCGCACAACAAGUACAAGCCAAUGCAGAACCCGACCAUGUGCGACCAGUGCGGCGUUACUCUGCGGGUGAGUACCAGUGGGGGAACGAGGCCGCGUUGGACACGCACAAGAAACGCAAGCAUCUCGGGCAGCGCUACAAGCAGCCCCCGGCCCACUACCGGAAACCGCACAAGAAGUACGAGCCAAUGCAGAACCCGACCAUGUGCGACCAGUGCGGCGUUACUCUGCGGUACGCGUCGAUGCUCCUGUACCACAAGCGCUCGCACCUCGCCGUCAAGCCGUUCGCCUGUCCGCAUUGCCCGAAGACAUUCGUCAUGCCGUAUUUGCUUAAAUGGCACAUGCGGGCGCACACAGGUGAGAAGCCCCACCAGUGUCCCGAGUGCCCUCUCGCCUUCGCCCUCAAGGGGAACUUCAACCGACAUUACGACACUGCACAUCGCGGUAUACGCGGUUUCUUCCCGUGCCCGGUCUGCGGACGCAUCUCCACGACCAAGGGCUCGAUGCAGCUGCACGUGCGCGCGGUGCACGGAGACGCCGGCUGGCCCAAGCGGGACCGGAGCAAAAGGAAAACCAAGUUACUAAAAGAUAAAAAAUGA